UGGAUUACAAGCACCUUUAUGGUACUUCUGUGCACAUUUUUGAAAGCUGAGAGUUUGUUGUUCCAUGGACAAACCAAUGGUACUUCUUCAUCAACUAAUGGACAUUCCGAUUCUGAUGUGUACAAACAACUUCUUCAUCUGGAACAAGUGUUGGAUUCUAUAUUGAUGGAUCAGAAACAACAAGCUCUAGAAAUUCAGAAAUCUGAACAACAGCAAAAGUUAUUAGAGGUAGAUAUUCAAACCCUGAAGCAAUGGAAUCAGACAGCCCAAAUUAAUAAAGAUGUCGCUCUUAGAAAGUGAAAACAAAAUUUUGAAAGAAAGAGUGGACAAACUGAAUUCAACAUCAACAUUUUUGCUCCAAGAGAAUAUAAUUUUGAAAGAUCAGAUUAAGAUUUUGAACUCUACUUCCAUGCUUAUACAACGAAAUAUGACAACAGCAGAAGAUCUAAGAAAAAUGGAAAGCAUUUUAACCUUUAAAAUAGAGCAGACAGCCAGAGUCAGAGAACAGGAGAUGAUGAAGAAUAUAUCUGCCACAGUCAAAGACCUGGAACUAAGAGACCGAUAUCUAUCACUUUCUUUUUUGGAUGUACACAGCAACAUGACAAUCCUUGACCAUGCACUUUCCAAUCUCAUGCAACAACAGAAGAAAAACGAAGAGCAACAGAAAAUGACAAUACAAAACUUAUCACUUUCUCUGUUGGAUGUACACAAUAACACAGAAAGGCUAUCGUCAUCUCUUUCUAGUCUGGAUGCGCAACAGAAACGGAUGAAGAGUGAGAUCCAAACGCUUCUAACAAAUUUACAGCAAACUGAUAUUACCAAACUUAAUGAUACAAUUAUCCAUUAUAAGAAUAGUGUUCAAUUCAAUGUAGCUUUUACAGCUGGAAUUUUAAGAGAAUAUGGUAGACAUACUUAUACAAUAGGAGCAACAGUUAAAUUCCCAACAGUCAUAUACCAGGUAGGAGGAGGAUACAACCCUACAACAGGAGUGUUUACCGCCCCAAAGGCUGGACUGUACAUCAUAUUCUGUACUAAUAUGGCAGCAGAAAAUGAAUCCUCUAGGACAAAAAUGAUGAUUAAUGGUUCAGUUAAGGCGAGAUUCAUGGCUUGGCUUGGAACAUCUAUUAUCAACAUCUACCAGUCAGCCUCCAACCUUGUUGUCCACCAGUUACUGGUGGGGGACAGAGUCUGGAUACAAGUCUAUGAUAGAAGUCAUCUGUACUCAGACUUCUCAGAAACAACUUUUUCUGUCAUCAUGAUCAAUGGAUCAGAUUAAUA
Molecule: messenger RNA, 1278 nt
Organism: Saccostrea cuccullata (small rock oyster)
Lineage: Eukaryota; Metazoa; Mollusca; Bivalvia; Ostreida; Ostreidae
Exons: 2
Coding region: 281-1276 (331 amino acids)
Molecular function (GO): protein binding
Source: RefSeq, a predicted model, not a curated record